Molecule: messenger RNA, 500 nt
Organism: Acaromyces ingoldii
Lineage: Eukaryota; Fungi; Basidiomycota; Exobasidiomycetes; Exobasidiales; Cryptobasidiaceae
Exons: 2
Coding region: 116-448 (110 amino acids)
Source: RefSeq, a predicted model, not a curated record
CGAACACACACCAUCUUGCUCUUCUGUAACGACCUGACGACGAGACCUCUUUCCUCUUAACGACUUUGACGACCUUUAUACCACACCCUCAAACCAACCUCAAAGACAUUCCAAGAUGGGCUGCGUGUGCUCCUGCCUUGCUUCGACCUUUAUGGUCCUCGGCGAAGUCUUUGAGACGCUUUUCCUCGCCGUCGGCGAGGUCGGUGCCAUUCUGAUCCGCGGCAUCUUUGGCCUCAUCGUUGGUCUCUGCGACGUCCUGGCCGCCUGCAUGUGCUGCUGCCAGGUUCCCUUCUCGGAGCGUCCCGACCGAGGCACGUAUACCUACAGCUCCCUCCACCGGUCCAACGUCGGCCCCACCCAGGUCCUCCUCGGCGGCUUCACCAAGCAGGGACGGAGGGAUCGCGCCGUGCGAAAGGAGCUCAGGAAGAAGGAGCAUGCCGAGAAGUGAGUCUUGUCUAUGCAGACCGACCCGCAAGAGGCGCGGUGUGAAGGGGAAGGCA